AGUGUACGUUCAGUUUCAAAUUGAUCUUUGUUGCGCUAACCUAAAAAUGUAUGUUUAUGAAGAAGAAAUGUCAAAUAUACAGAAAAGAUGACUUAAAAAGUUCUUUUUGGUGUUGUGUGAUUUUUUGUGCCAUUUUUCUGAGAAACAUGAUAGACUUUUAAGUGCAUGUGUGCUAAAAUGACGAUUCCCACCAGGAUAACAAUAUCGAAAGUUUAUAGUAAUUCAAAUUCUCAUAAGCAAUGCAAAAAUUACUUUUUUUUUCUAUUGUUUGUUAUAUUAAUAGUGUGCGUAUUUAUAGCGAUAUCGCUUCCAUUGAGUUUAAGCGGUGACGGAUCGAAUAGAUACGAAAAAAUUAUACUGACAAAUGUUUAUAAUUUGCCCGAAAUUCGAAUAACGAAGGGCGUAACAGCCACACAAACUAGAAAUGCGUUAUGUACACAUUGGGAUUGCUUCAAUAUCUACAAGUGUGGUCACACAGGGCAUGAUCGAAUAUCUGUGUAUGUGUAUCCACUGAUGAAGUUUGUGGAUGACAAUGGGGUACCAGCAACAGAACACAUGUCUAAAGAGUACCAUGCUUUGCUGCAAGCUGUGAUAAAUUCGAAAUAUUACACUGCAAAUCCUCAGGAAGCAUGCAUUUUCAUUCCAUCAAUAGAUACACUCAAUCAGGACCGGCUUCGGCUGAAUUUAACAUCAAAGGCACUUACUUCCUUAUCACAUUGGAAUGGUGGGGAAAACCAUUUAAUAUUCAAUAUGAUAUCAGGAACCAGCCCCGAUUUCUCCCCAGUUAUUGAGUUGGAUAUUGGCAAAGCUCUUUUAGCCGGUGCCGGUUUCGACACGUACACGUUUCGAGAGGGCUUUGAUAUUUCCAUACCUCUUUACAGUCCUGUAGCUAAGUAUGGUGAAGUGGAAAACUCUAAUAACAAGAGGACAUGGCUGAUAACAUCAUCCCAGAUAAACAUCAGUCCCCAUUAUAUCGACGAAUUGCAGAGACUGACCUACUUGCACCAUGACACAAUCUUAAUUCUCGACUCGUGCCAUAACCAGAACUAUUCGCAGCGCUGCGACAUCGUCUCCGAUCAAAAAUACUCCUACCCUCAAGUACUUGGAGACAGCGUUUUUUGUCUUGUCUUCAGGGGCGAACGCCUAAGCCAGUUCGUUUUGGUGGAAGCGUUGGCGGCCAACUGCAUCCCUAUAUUUGUGAUUGAUGGGGCGGUAUUGCCAUUUAAAAAUGUGAUAGACUGGAAACAUUCGGCCAUAUUCAUCAUGGAGGAUUAUUUAAGUAGCGUAGUGGACGUUGUCAGUCGCAUGUCGAGCAAACGUAUCGCCGAGUUGCAGAAUAGCGUCAGAUUUAUUUAUAAGAAGUAUUUCUCCAGCAUGGAGAAAAUAGUCAUUACUACAUUAGAUAUUAUUCAGGAUCGAAUUUAUCCACAUUGGAGCAAAGUUUAUGAUCAAUCUAAUUUAGUAAGAGAGGAUAACUCAAAUCCGUUGUUCUUUCCAAUUACUGCACCGAAAUCGCAUGGUUUCACUGCAAUAAUAUUAACUUAUGAUAGGGUUGAAAGUCUUUUUAUCUUAAUUGAGAGAUUAUCAAAAGUUCCUAGUCUAAUGAAAGUCAUUGUGGUGUGGAAUAAUCAAAAGAAAAGUCCACCGCCUCUUUCAGAUUUUCCUACAAUUUUAAAGCCAAUUAAAGUAAUAAAAACGAAAGCGAAUAAAUUGUCCAAUAGGUUCUAUCCGUUUAAGGAGAUUGAAACUGAAGCAGUGUUACAUAUUGAUGAUGAUAUUGUUAUGUUAACAUCAGAUGAAGUUGAAUUUGCUUACGAAGUUUGGAGGGAAUUUCCAGAUAGAAUAGUAGGAUUUCCGUCCCGUUGGCAUAGAUGGGACAACGUGACGGGUAGCUGGAAGUACGAAUCAGAGUGGACCAACGAGGUUUCUAUGGUUUUGACAGGGGCUGCCUUUUUGCACAAAUAUUGGAGCUACUUGUACACUAAGGAGAUGCCUACUGAUAUAAAAGACUGGGUGGAUGACCACAUGAACUGUGAAGACAUCGCCAUGAAUUUUUUAGUCGCCAACGUUACCAACAAACCACCUAUUAAGGUGACUCCGAGAAAAAAGUUUAAAUGUCCUGAAUGUGUGAAUAACGAAAUGCUGUCGGCGGAUUUGGGUCAUAUGGUGGAGCGGUCGCAGUGCAUAAACAAAUUUGCGAAAGAUUUUGGUAGGAUGCCUCUAAAAUCAGUAGAAUUUCGCGCCGAUCCGGUUCUGUUUAAAGAUCCAUUCCCCGAGAAAUUGAAACGCUUUAACGAUAUUGGCAGUCUAUGAAUUUAGUGUUAAUUAAAUAUUAUAUUUUAUUUGUAUAUAGUUGUACAUAUGCAUAUUAUUUUAUUGUUGUACUGAUUUUUAUUACCAGGGUUAACUAUUAAUUUUAUAUAUAAUUUUAGAAGUUUUGAUAUUUUUGUAUAUGUUAUAAAUGAAGACAAAUAUGUAUUUUAUUUUGACUAUUUAUUUUUUUAUUUAAGGUAUAAAUUAAAUAAAUUGA
Messenger RNA from Aethina tumida (small hive beetle), 2530 nucleotides. It is a transcript of the gene sotv, whose product is annotated as exostosin-2. Gene Ontology annotation, molecular function: glycosyltransferase activity. Lineage: Eukaryota; Metazoa; Arthropoda; Insecta; Coleoptera; Nitidulidae. The transcript has 7 exons. The record is from RefSeq and is a predicted model, not a curated record. Gene Ontology annotation, cellular component: membrane. The coding region runs from base 166 to 2313 and encodes 715 amino acids.